AUGCUCCUCAGCACAUGAAGCUCAGAAUCGCUUCAGGAGAAUCACAAGACUGUUGAAGCUCUUCAUCCAUCAACACUAAAACGAAAAUCUUCAUCUUCGGAUUAUUUCAGGAUAUAAGAUGUCUGCCUCAUUGAUGCAGUUGCACUUUUUUUGUGCCAUGCUGCACAUGUGGACUAGUGUAGAGUGCUGGUCUUACAACUACUCAGACACCAGCAUGGACUGGGAAUCAGCUAGAAAAUGGUGCAGAAAACAUUAUACAGACAUGGUAGCAAUCCAGAACCAAGGAGAGAUUGAGUACCUGAAAAGCUGGCUGCCGCAGAAAAAUGGGCACUACUGGAUAGGGAUCCGUAAGGUGAAUGAUGUCUGGACUUGGGUUGGGACCAACAAACCGCUGACAGCAGAGGCAACCAACUGGGCAACUAACGAACCAAAUAAUGGCCAAAUUGGACAAAAUUUAGGUCACCCUGAGGAUUGUGUUGAGAUGUACAUUCAAAGGACAGUGGACGAAGGAAAAUGGAAUGAUGAGCGGUGCGCAAAAGCAAAGACUGCUUUGUGUUACACAGCUGCCUGUAAAAACGACUCAUGCCUCCAUGGUGAAUGUGUGGAGACCAUCAACAACCACAAGUGUAAUUGCAUUCCAGGUUUUUAUGGAAAGAGGUGUGAGCAAGUUGUACAAUGUAACAAAGAUGAAGUGAUCGACCCCCAAAAAGGAAGAGUAGAUUGUACACAUAAGUAUGGAAACUUCUCCUUUGACUCUUUGUGCCAGUAUUCCUGUGAGGAAGGAAACCAGCUUAGUGCGUCAGAACCUCAGAGAUGCCAGGCUACAGGAACAUGGUCAAGGCAGUCUCCUACUUGUGAAUGGGUUCAAUGCGAGGAACUGUCUGCUCCCACAAGAGGAUCAAUGGAGUGCUCUGAUCCCCUGGGAAAAUUCAGCUAUCGUUCCAGCUGCAUGUUUACCUGUAAGGAAGGAUACAAGCUGGAUGAGUCUUCCUCCAUCACUCUGCAAUGUGAAUCAUCAGGAAACUGGAACGCAUCAAAGCCAUCAUGUGUCGCUGUUCAGUGCCCUGCCCUACAGGAUCCAGACAAUGGUUUUAUUACCUGUGAAGACGGUACAGACAUGAGCUUUAGCUACGGAAAGAGCUGCCACUUCAGCUGUGUCCCUGGGUACCACCUGAUAGGACCAGGGAAAGUCACUUGUACAUCAGCAGCUGUUUGGAGUGAGAAGAUGCCACGUUGUGAAGCUGUCCAGUGCCCCGCUUUUAAGGAUCUCAAAAAUGGCUCCCUGAAUUGCGUAAAUGGGAGGUUGAGCUAUGAAAAGACCUGCAGCUUCAGCUGUGAACCAGGCUUUAAACUGCAGGGGGCGCACACCAUUAAAUGUUCUGAGGAUGGACAGUGGAGCAACGUCACACCUUCCUGCAAAGCUGUCCAGUGUCCUGCCCUCCAGGAUCUAGAAAAUGGUGCCGUGAGCUGUGAAGAGGAUACAGAGAUGAGGUUCAGCUACAGAAAGACCUGCAGCUUCAGCUGUGCCCCUGGUUACCACCUGGUUGGACCAAACAGAACCACAUGUACAUCAGCAGCUGUUUGGAAUGAGCAGAUGCCACACUGUGAAGCCAUCACUUGCCAGAACCCUGGAGAAGAUCAUCUGAUCUUCCAGUGUAGCGAAUCACUGCGACCCAACUCCACCUGCAGCUUCAGCUGUGAACCAGGCUUUAAACUGCAGGGGGCGCACACCAUUAAAUGUUCUGAGGAUGGACAGUGGAGCAACGUCACACCUUCCUGCAAAGCUGUCCAGUGUCCUGCUCUUCAGGAUCCAGACAAUGGUUUCAUUACUUGUGAAGAUAUGAGGUUCAGCUAUGCAAAGUCCUGCAGUUUCAGCUGUGGCCCUGGCUAUCGCCUGGUGGGGCAGAGCAGUGUCACAUGCACAGCAGCAGCUGAAUGGAGUGAGCACAUGCCACGCUGUGAAGCCAUCACCUGUCAGAAUCCAGAUGGAGAAGCUCACAUGAUUGCAGACUGCAGCAAACCUUUAACUGGUUUGCAUCCCAGCUCCACUUGCAGUUUCAGCUGUGAACCAGGCUUUGAUUUGCAGGGAGCAAACACCACUACAUGCAGCAAAGAUGGACAGUGGAGUGAGGCCAUACCUACCUGCAAUGCUGUCAGGUGCCUUCUUCUUGAUGCUCCUGAAAACGGCAGAAUUAACUGCUCACACAGCCAGCCACUAUUCAACUCUCAGUGCUCCUUCACAUGCGAUCAGGAUUAUUCAUUAGAUGGACAUGAGAUGCUGAUCUGUGAUAGUCGUGGCACCUGGACUGGAAAGAAACCCACUUGUCAAGCUCCUACCACUGUCGUUGCUGGUGUUGCAGCAGGGGGCAUCGCCUUAAUAUCCGGUGUUUCUCUGACCAUGUGGAUUUUGAAAAAAAUGAGGCAGAAGACAUCCAAGUUUGAACUGAACAGCAGCUCUGAAAUUGAGGCUCCACUACAAGUGUACAAAAACAGCAUUGACAGCCUCAUAUAAGCCACGGAUAUUCAGAAAUAACACAUAACAAACAUGAUUCAACCAGAAAGAAGUGAUGUAAUGUGUGGAUUUUCUCCCAAUGGGAAAUUAAUAUAGAACAUAUUGUUCUACAGUUCUAUCAGUAUGCUGGAAAUGUAUUUUAUUUUGGCCUUACUGUGAAUGUUGUAUGAUAUUGUGUUCGGACUGUGAAUUAAUUUCAGUAUUUUAACAACAGUAUUUAUAUAGCAUUUAUUUAUGGGGUCUCUACUUCUGAAUGUUUAAAGUAGCUCUUAUUUUACACAAAUAACUUCUAUAGCCCUCAAGGUUACCUGCAUCUGUAUGGACACAUUUUCACUCGCAAAUAAACCUAAUAAACAUUGUUAAAUUUUGCAAAA
Girardinichthys multiradiatus is the source of this 2886-nucleotide messenger RNA. RefSeq names its product selectin E (gene sele). The record is from RefSeq and is a predicted model, not a curated record. Bases 119 to 2512 code for a protein of 797 amino acids. Gene Ontology annotation, cellular component: membrane; external side of plasma membrane. The transcript has 15 exons. Lineage: Eukaryota; Metazoa; Chordata; Actinopteri; Cyprinodontiformes; Goodeidae. Gene Ontology annotation, molecular function: sialic acid binding; oligosaccharide binding. Gene Ontology annotation, biological process: leukocyte tethering or rolling; response to cytokine; heterophilic cell-cell adhesion.